AUGCAAACUUUGAUCUCUCUCUUCCUUUCUAAUACCAUUUUCCCAUUUCAAAAGCACUUAUUUCCUUCCUAUCUCCCGCUGCUCUCCAUACUUUCAUGGAGGAGCAGACCUCGUCGCCGUCACCAUCUCCACAAAAUUAUAAUUCUAUACCUCAAUUACCCAAUAUUGGCCAUGGCACCUAUGUUGUCCAAAUCCCUAAGGACCAAAUCUACCGUGUUCCACCACCUGAAAAUGCUCGUAUUGCCGAGCUUCAUCGGAAACCUCCCCCCAAAGAGGCAAACCGAACAGGUUGUUGGUGUAUUAUAUUGUGAGUGUGAUUCACUUUGUAAAAGAAAGUGUUUGAAUCCUAAACGGUGA
Vicia faba (fava bean) is the source of this 357-nucleotide messenger RNA. The record is from the annotation of a GenBank genome assembly. NCBI's taxonomy places the organism in Eukaryota, Viridiplantae, Streptophyta, Magnoliopsida, Fabales, Fabaceae.